This is a messenger RNA of Sardina pilchardus (European sardine), 4613 nucleotides long. RefSeq names its product RAS guanyl-releasing protein 1-like. The record is from RefSeq and is a predicted model, not a curated record. Gene Ontology annotation, molecular function: guanyl-nucleotide exchange factor activity; calcium ion binding. NCBI's taxonomy places the organism in Eukaryota, Metazoa, Chordata, Actinopteri, Clupeiformes, Clupeidae. Gene Ontology annotation, biological process: positive regulation of GTPase activity; Ras protein signal transduction. The transcript is spliced from 17 exons. The coding region runs from base 104 to 2539 and encodes 811 amino acids. Gene Ontology annotation, cellular component: plasma membrane.
CGCUCCCCGCGCGCGCCCACUCGCCACCACCGGAGAAGUGCUUCAUUCCCAGAGCCCGAGCCCGAGCCCACGCGAUGAGAUACCCACAGUGAACGACACGAAAAUGGACAGUUUGGUCGGACCUCUGGUCGCCCAGUACCUCUCCAUGGGCUUCCAGUCUCAGGAAAACCUUCCGAAUGGAUGUCCGAGGGCACAGGAAAAAGACACGCCGUGUGGGCCUCCAGUAUGCAGGUCUAGAACUAAAGUCAGCUCUCCUCGAGUCCUACACCCAAACCUGGCGCAGGUGACCCGUGGCAAGGUCAUGAUGUCCUUGGGCCAGUUCUCCAAGGGUGCUACCUGGGAGGAGCUCAUCCAGGCCUGCGUACAGUCCUUCGACACAGAGGGCAGUGUGUGUCGCAGCAGUCACCUCCUGAACGUCACGCUGACCAUGCACCGGCUCCUCAUCUCCUCCCGGGAGCUCCUGGACAGACUCAUGGCUCUAUUUAAAAGUGCUUUGGAAAACGAACGCCACGCUGAGUGCCAAAAGAUCUGUUACCUCAUCAGGUACUGGAUGCGUGAGUUCUGGCCCAUGUUCCGUCUCCGCGGCCUGGUGACGUCACUGCUGCACUUCAAGGAAGUGAUGCGUGAGCACGGUCAGGAGAGGCUCUGCCCGCUCCUGGAGACCAGGUGGAGCAAUGAGAGGGACUGGUCUCGUAAAGCUAGCCAGAGGAUCAAAGCGAACUGCAGCAAGAAGAGGAAGGUCUCUCUGCUGUUCGAUCACCUAGAGCCAGAGGAACUAGCCGAGCAUCUCACCUACCUGGAGUUCAAGUCCUUCUGCCGCAUCUCGUUUGCGGAGUACCAGAACUACGUGCGUGACAACUGCCUGAAGGAGAGCCCGAUGAUGGCGCGCUCCAUCACCCUGUGCAACGGCAUCUCCCAGUGGGUGCAGCUGAUGGUGCUGAGCCGGCCCACCGCCCCCCUCAGGGCCGAGGUCUUCACCAAGUUCAUCCACGUUGCACAGAAACUGCGUAUGAUGCACAACUUUAACACGCUGAUGGCCGUGGUGGGGGGUCUGUGUCACAGUGCCAUAUCCCGCCUCAAAGAGACCAGCUCCCACGUCACCGCUGAUGUUACCAAGGUGUUAAACGAGAUGACGGACCUGCUGUCCUCGUCCCGGAACUACGAGAGCUACCGUCAGGCGUACGGCAGGUGCACGGGCUUCAAGAUCCCCAUCCUGGGGGUGCACCUGAAGCAGCUGAUCACGGUGAACGAGGCCAUGACGGACCACGUGGAGGAGAAGGUGAACGUGCAGAAGCUCCAGGCGCUCUACAACCAGAUCCACGAGCUCAUCCAGCUGCAGCAGAUUCCGCCGCGGCUCGACGCCAACAAGGACCUCGUGCAUCUACUCACGCUGUCCCUGGACCUGUAUUACAAAGAAGAUGACAUUUAUGAGCUGUCUUACGUCAGAGAGCCCAAGAACUGCAAGGCUCCACCGGCUACCCCUUCUCGGCCCACUGUGGUGGUAGACUGGGCAACAGGAGUGUCCCCGAAGCCUGAUCCCAAGACCAUCAGCAAACACGUGCAACGCAUGGUGGAUUCCGUCUUCAAGAACUACGACCAUGACGAGAACGGCUUCAUCUCGCAGGAGGACUUUGAGAAGAUCGCGGCCAGCUUUCCCUUCUCCUUCUGCGUCAUGGACAAAGAGAAGGAGGGCCAGGUGAGCCGUGAGGAGAUCACAGCCUACUUCAUGCGAGCCAGCGUCAUCUGCUCCAAGCUGGGCGUGGGGUUCGUGCACAACUUCGUGGAGACCACGUACAUGAAGCCCACCUUCUGCGACAACUGCUCAGGAUUCCUGUGGGGUGUCAUAAAGCAAGGCUACCGAUGCAGAGACUGUGGUAUGAACUGCCAUAAGCUGUGUAAGGACCAGGUGGCGUUUGAGUGUAAGAAGAACUCUCGUCCGAGUGCCCCCUCUGACAUCAGCCCCUCAAGCUCCGCCCCUACCAGCGCCGGCACCGCCCACUCCGGAUCCCGCGGACAGGAAGCUUACGAAGACUGCCCCUUCUCCUCAGAGGAUGGCACGGAUUCCUCUGUGACAGGCCCAUGCCCAAGCCCCAGCUCCCCCUUCCACCACCGCCGCCGGAGACUGCCCCUCAAACUGCCCCCUCAUGCCCCGGCCGUCGCCCACCGCGGCACGCAGACGGACCCGCCCCCUCCCCUCACGCCGGAGACCAGCCGCCCCCCCGCGCAGGCCUCGCUCCUGCCCCCAUCGCCGUCCCCGACGGGCUCGCUCACGCCCUGCCCCAGCCCCGUGCCCGUCAGGAGGCACUACGCCAAGUGGGAGAACCGCGUCUCCACCAUCAUCCAUCCCCCGGAGGACGAGAGUGGCGAGCACAAGCCCAGCUACGAGCGGCUGGAGAGGGAGAAUGAGUCUCUGAAGAAGAGUAACGCAUCUCUCUGCUGGAAGCUCAGAGAAGCGCAACUAGAGGUGAACAAGCUGAAGAGUCGUCUGGGGAGAUGCGAUCUUUACCACUUGGACGAAGACUCCUCAUCUUCCUCCUAAUCAUACUGCGUGUGUGUGUGUGUGUGUGUGUGUGUGUGUGUGUGUGUGUGUGUGUGUGUGUGUGUGUGUGUGUGUGUGUGUGGGUGUGUGUGUGUGUAGUAGAGCAGCACUCUUCAUAUUGUGGACUGAGACUACUCCUCCUCUUAAUCAUAGGCUACUCAAAUUUGUGUGUGUGUGUGUGUGUGUGUGUGUGUGUGUGCAGUAGAGAAGUGUUCUUCAUCCUGUGGACGAAGACUCCUUAUCCUCCUCCUAUUCAAACUCAAAUGUGUGUGUAUGUGUGUGUGCGUGUGUGUGCAGUCGAGAAGUGCUCUUCAUCCUGUGGACGAAGACUCCUCAUCCUCCUCCUAAUCAAACUCAAACGUCUGUGUGUGUGUGUGUGUGUGUGUGUGUGUGUGUGUGUGUGUGUGUGUGUGCAGUAGAGACGUGCUCUUCAUCCUAUGGAUGAACACUCCUCAUCAUCCUCCUAAUCAUAUUCCAAGGUGUGUGUGUGUGUGUGCGUGAGUGUAUGUGUACAGUAGAAACGCGCUCUUCAUCCUGUGGAUGAAGACUCCUCAUCCUUCUCCGGGUCAUACUCACAUGUGUGUGUGUAUAGGAGGGUGUCUGUGUGUGUGACGUGGAAAUAUACCUGAUUAGACCUACUUUAUUUUUAAACGCACUGUGUGUGAGUGUGUUGUGAAUGGAGUCUGUUUGUCUUAAAUACUGUAUCUGACUGCUCCUCUGCAGCAUGCCUGCAGGAGGGUGUGUGUGUGCGUGUGUGUAUGUGUGUGAGAGAAAGAGAGUGUGUGCGUGUGUGUGUGUGUGUGUGUGUGUGUGUUAGAAGAAGAGGUUCAAUAUUGUUCCAUCAAAUGAGCCUGCCACCUCUGGUUAUCUCUGCUGGGAGCUGUGGGCUGUGGGAUUACUAAGAGACUGACAGUCCGGGCGCCCCAGCCCAAGUACUGUGGAAGGGGGCAUUGGCACUGACUCGUGGGUUUUCCAAAAACUGGAAAAGAAAUGGAAGGUGGAAAUUGGUUCUGUACACGUUGUUGCUCAUCAAAAUGUUUUGUUCCCUGACUUAGGUAAGACACAUAGGCAAGCAACAACCCAUGGUUAAAGAAAAAAUGUAACCUCAAUAUGUUUAAGUUUGAGCACCUUGCAUUUUUAGUCGCUCAUACAGACACAACACGCAUCACAAGUUCAGUGUCAGUGUGAAUGUUGCCUAACAUGGACACACCACCCCAACGCCCACAUAUAACCCACCCUCUGCUGUCAACAAACUGCUUUCACCACUCCGUCUCUACUUGCAUUCAUCCAUCCCUACUUUUACCCCUUCAUCUCUACUUUCACCUCUCCAAUUCUCUACUUUUACUCCUCUAUCUCUACUUUCAGCCCUCUGUCUACUUUCAUCCCUCCAUCUCUACUUUCAUCCCUUUGUUUCUCUAGUUUUAUCCCACCAUCUCUCUACUUUCAUACCUCCGUCUACUUUCAUCCCUCUGUUUCUCUACUGUCAUCCCUCUGUUUCUCUACUUUUAUCUCACCAUCUCUCUACUUUCACCCCUCUCUGUGUCUAUUUGUAGUCGUGUUUUUCACCUCCAGCUGAAUUCGACAUUUGUGCCAUUGUGUAAAUGCAUCCAUCUGUGUCCUGUAUAGUACAUGUACUGUGCGAUGCUUUGCAUUGCUGCCAGUAUUUAUUCUUUAAACACUACAACUAUUGAUUUUGUUGUCACCUACUGUACUGUGCCAGUUUUGUAAAAUCGUUUAAGUGUUUUUGGUCAUUUUAAAUUUUGAGAUUUUGAAUACUGUACAUAAAAGAAGGUGUCUGUAUGCUUCAGUAGGUUUCAGCAUCUGACCAUGUGCACACAAACUGACUGGCUGUUGUUGUUCGCCAUUGUGUUCGUUGUUUAGCUGAUGUAAUUGCACCUGCCGUGACAUAUGGGUUUUGUAGCAAUAAAAUCCUGCAAAGGAAUGUGUUCAAUGUUAAGUUAUAUCCUUGGUUGUUAGGGGAAUCUCAUACCCCUCUCUCAAGUAUUACCCAUCCAAGUGUAUUAUUUUUAUUGUUCAUGUAUCCAUUAAAAGCACUAUACUGUUCCUCAUUUUA